CAACGCAACUAAAAUCCAACUUACGAAGCAAAGCCGGCUCCCUCGCACACCUCACUGGGCCCUUUCGAGCGGCAAAGAAAAUGAAGAAAAUAGAGAAACGGUUACAAUUUCAAAAUCACCAACUUAACCAUGGUUAAUUCCCAUCCAAUUAUUUUCUUUUAAUUUAAUUACUCUUAACUAACCCCGGUUAACCUCCACUACUUUUUUCCAACUAUAAAAGGCCGCCUUCUUCCUUCUCAUUUUCCAUCGAAAACAUUUCAUUUCUUUCAAAAGAAGGCGUCUUCAUAAACGCCUUCUUCUCCAUUUUCGAUAUUUCUUCGUCUUCUUCUUCUUCUUAGGUUUCAUUUGAUCGUUAUUUUUUUUUUCUUUCUGCCGGAGAAUAAAAUGAGAGAAUGCAUCUCGAUUCAUAUCGGUCAGGCGGGGAUUCAGGUCGGGAAUGCAUGCUGGGAACUGUACUGCCUUGAACAUGGAAUUCAGCCUGAUGGACAAAUGCCGAGUGAUACGACUGUAGGUGGAGGCGACGAUGCGUUCAAUACCUUCUUCAGUGAAACAGGUGCAGGGAAGCAUGUUCCUCGUGCUAUUUUCGUUGAUCUCGAGCCCACUGUCAUUGAUGAGGUGAGAACUGGAAUGUAUCGUCAACUGUUCCAUCCUGAACAGCUUAUCAGCGGUAAGGAAGAUGCUGCCAACAAUUUUGCUCGUGGUCAUUACACCAUUGGCAAGGAGAUUGUUGAUCUCUGUUUGGAUCGGAUUCGAAAGCUUGCCGACAACUGCACUGGACUACAAGGCUUCCUGGUGUUUAACGCUGUUGGUGGUGGUACUGGGUCUGGUCUUGGCUCCCUCCUUUUGGAGCGUUUAUCUGUUGACUAUGGCAAGAAAUCAAAGCUUGGUUUCACUGUUUAUCCCUCUCCACAAGUUUCCACCUCUGUUGUCGAACCUUACAACAGCGUUCUCUCAACCCAUUCCCUCCUUGAACAUACAGAUGUUUCUGUGCUUCUUGACAAUGAAGCCAUUUAUGACAUCUGUAGACGCUCCCUUGAUAUUGAGCGACCCACGUACACAAACCUUAACCGUCUCAUUUCUCAGGUUAUUUCAUCCCUGACCGCCUCUCUAAGGUUCGAUGGAGCUCUGAAUGUGGAUGUCACCGAGUUCCAAACGAAUUUGGUCCCUUACCCAAGAAUCCACUUCAUGCUUUCCUCUUAUGCCCCAGUGAUUUCUGCAGAGAAGGCAUACCAUGAACAACUCUCUGUAGCAGAGAUCACCAACAGUGCAUUCGAGCCGUCUUCCAUGAUGGCCAAGUGCGAUCCUCGACAUGGCAAGUACAUGGCUUGCUGUCUGAUGUAUCGAGGAGACGUCGUGCCAAAAGACGUCAAUGCUGCUGUUGCAACCAUCAAAACCAAGCGCACUAUCCAAUUUGUGGAUUGGUGCCCAACCGGUUUCAAGUGUGGGAUCAACUACCAGCCGCCUACGGUUGUUCCGGGCGGCGACCUCGCCAAAGUGCAGAGGGCAGUGUGUAUGAUCUCGAACUCGACAAGCGUGGCAGAGGUGUUCUCUCGCAUAGACCACAAGUUUGAUCUGAUGUAUGCGAAGAGGGCCUUUGUGCAUUGGUAUGUGGGGGAGGGGAUGGAGGAGGGAGAAUUCUCUGAAGCCCGGGAGGAUCUUGCGGCGCUCGAGAAGGAUUACGAGGAAGUAGGGGCAGAGUCUGGCGAAGGUGAUGAUGAUGAUGAUCAGGAGGAGUACUGAGGAGACCAUGGAAGGAAACUCAAUUAUAUUGUAAUAUUAUAUAUUUGAAGUUUGCUAUCUGUUUCGUUUUGUGUUUGGUUGUUUUUGUGGGCACUCUUUUGUCGGGAGCGUUGGCUUGGAGCUGUGGUGUGUUGUGUUGAUUGUAGAGUGUUCGUUCGUUGUAAUGCUGUUUGGUAACAAAACAUUGGUGAUUUGUGGUUUCUGUUUGAUGGGAAUAUACUUAACUUUGCUUUCUUGUGA
Molecule: messenger RNA, 1980 nt
Organism: Cucumis melo (muskmelon)
Lineage: Eukaryota; Viridiplantae; Streptophyta; Magnoliopsida; Cucurbitales; Cucurbitaceae
Product: tubulin alpha-4 chain
Exons: 4
Coding region: 385-1740 (451 amino acids)
Biological process (GO): mitotic cell cycle; microtubule cytoskeleton organization
Cellular component (GO): microtubule; cytoplasm
Molecular function (GO): structural constituent of cytoskeleton; GTP binding
Source: RefSeq, a predicted model, not a curated record